AGAAGUCCACAUUACAUGUAUUUUACUAAACAUAACAGACUCAUUGGCACAUGAAGUUUUAUUAAGAUCAGUAUUUGGUUAAAUGAAUGAAUGGAUCUACCGAAGUUUUAUUAAGAUCAGUAUUUGGUUAAAUGAAUGAAUGGAUCUAUUUCAGUUUUUUGCUUUUUAUGCUUUUCACAGUUGUUAAGACCAUCUACUCAUGGCGAACGCUAGGCUGUGCGGCAGUAGUUUACGUUAUCGUUUUCACCAUUGACGUCACUAUUGGUGGAACUUUUAUCGUCUGGAAAUGCCAUUUCCGUUAUGAUGCCGACGAGUGUCGACUUGCCGGCGGAGGGACGCUGGGUAGCGUGCUGAUAUGGUACACGGUGCUGUUCAUUCUCCCAAAGUGUGUGACGAAGAUUGACAGAGACGACAUCCGGAACGCGUGCAGACGCUGCGUGCACAAGGUGCGACCCCCGGUGUCGCGAGAGAUUCAACGAGAACAUCCGGUCUGAGAAUGCGGGGACAAUCUGCAUCCAGUGUUCAGACAUGCCCUCAAUUCUGUUCGUAAACUGACAUUCCCUCCAUUUUGGUCGUCGCCUCAAAAGGCGUUAGUAAUUGGGUUUAGUGAGAGGUACAGAAGCACAUAUGGUCAUCGCAAAGUACAGAAGCAUUAAUUGGUCACCGCAAGGUACAGAGGCACAUAUGGUCAUCGCAAAGAACAGAAGGACAUAUCGCCCCCUUAUGAAAAAAGGUACCACGUGACAUUGAAAUUAGAAGGUACGGUACAUUUUUACUCCAAUGGGGCGAUAUAGUCAUGGCAAGGUACAGAAUCACAUGUAGUCAUGGCAAGGUACAGAAGCACAUAUGGUGAUCGCAAGGUACAGAAGCAUAUAUAGUCAUCGCAAGGUAUCGAAGCACAUAUGGUCAUCGCUAUGUGCAAAAGCACAGAUAAUCAUCGUAAGGUACAGAAGCACAUAUGGUCAUCGCAAAGUACAGAAGCAUAUAUAGUCAUCGCAAGGUACAGAAGCAGGGUACAGAAGCAUAUAUGGUCAUCGCUGGGUACAGAAGCAUAUAUGGUCAUCGCUGGGUACAGAAGCACAUACGUAUUGCCCCUAGAAUACGUGAUUAAACACCACAUGAUACGGAAGUCACUAUGUUCCAAAGGCGCCUUUGGGUCUUUAAUUGCUUGUGAUAAAGAAGCUCGGUUUAACGUAUUUUGCACAAGACAAGUUCGUAAGUUGCGGAGAAUGGUACGUUUGACGUGAACGUUGUGAAGCCAGUACGUAACCAGUAGUAGACGGAUCCGUUUCGAACAGUCUGUUUAAAAUAAGGUACUGAAUUAUGCGUUUGCAGGGAAAUCGCGUUCUUCCGUUGGAAUCGCAAAUCACGGAGUUGGUAGAUUGUGUCUGGAAGUAUCCGAAUUACUGAUAUUGUAGGAAAGAUCGACGACCUAGGUAAAUGUUUGUCCGAUCGUAAUAUAUCGACUACCGGUAUUUCCGGAAUACUCUGUAAGAUAUCUUUUUAAUCGGCGAAUAGGUUAGAUUUGAGCCGAAAAAGGUCUUCUGCGCAUACCGGAAGUCACUGAUCGAUGACGGAAUAAAAUGAAGUCAUUGCCCGGACAUGAACCAUUAAAUAGCAUGAUUUGUCAGAACUGACGCCAUCUUUUCAUUGAAACAUGGUAACAUGGGACCGAAAACAGGGUCUGUUUUACGAGAAAUCUUGAGAUACUGUCAACCUAUGAGUGAAUAUUGCAAUAUUAAAAAAUGAUCGACGUGGGUCUGGAGUGUAAUGUAUGUGAAAGAGAUUGAUGAGAGAAUAAAAAGUGCUCGAAAAUGUUAUCUCAGAAGUUGUUAUAUGUGCAUUAACGCUGAAUUGCAAUAGAUUGUGACGUCACAAUCAUGAUAAAUGACAAUGGUCGAUGUUAACGGGACUUGUUGACGGAUUUCUUUUGGUAUACUUCGGUGUAUAUUAGUAUACAAUUUACAUAUUGAAACAUGUACUAAAUUUGCCAUCUAUCAACCAGAAAAAAAGGAAAUAACAACUUUGUCUCCUACUUUAGUAUAGCUCCAGUACAUGGUAAACCCAAUUUCUACAGUUGUCUAAACUGCACCUAUUGCAACUUAAAAAUUGUUAUACACUUCUGUUGUAACAGUCAUACCUCCAUGACAUCUCAAAGGUCACGAAUUGCUUUAAUUGUCGUAGCAGCCUUGAUCUAUUAACAUAGGGGAUAAUCAAGCGACAAACAAGAGGGCGACGUCAAUACCGAAACAGUUCUGUUUCGUCGUUUUAUACCCUUUUUACUUGUAUGACUUGUUUAAUUGCCGCUCACUUUCCAGCCAUCUCAGCAAGACAGUGAUGAGUGUUUAAGUCGUAUAGGUCAUAAUAUACUAAAUAGUUUCCCUAUAUAAUUCAAUGUAAAAGCGACAACUUUAAGCGAAACUAAAUGCAACAUUUUGCGCAUAGAGACCCCCAUAACCAUACAUUUUCGUGCAGGCCUUUCAAAGCAGAAUCGAUUUAUGCAAUAAAAAAGAUAUGUCAUGCACAAACCAAGAAAUAAUUUGACACAAAUCAAAAUCGACUGUUUUUGAAAAUUUUUGUCCGGCGGUUUUCUAGAGGAAUGUAACCUUUUCUGUGCAAUGUUUUACUAUAGUCUCUAAGUUUAUAAUAUUUCAGGGAUUUAGUAGUGAACACCUAUUCAUGCUCUACCACUAUCUCCAAAAGAUAUAACCUAGCCAAUAGUUUAAAGUGUAAAAUAUGCCUUCGUGUCAACUAUGCUAUUUGAAAUUUGCAUCUUGAUUUUUUUCAUUUG
Dreissena polymorpha is the source of this 2791-nucleotide messenger RNA. RefSeq lists its product as uncharacterized. Lineage: Eukaryota; Metazoa; Mollusca; Bivalvia; Myida; Dreissenidae. The transcript is spliced from 4 exons. Bases 132 to 494 code for a protein of 120 amino acids. The record is from RefSeq and is a predicted model, not a curated record.